UGUCAAGCCGUUUACACUUUUAUCCAGAACACCCAGUUUUCCAUGUGAUGUUGCAGUGUGUGCUUUAAGCUUUUAUUUAUCAUUGAGAUCUUUUAUUUACAUCGCAUUUGCAGCAAUUAUCGUACAAGCUUUUGGUGUUCCACAUGCAAGUGGUGAUUAGAUUGUUUUUUUUGUUUGGACUUACGACGGAAGCUUUGUUGAGUCAGGAAGGAAUAUUUUACUAUAUCAUCAGUUAAGUCCGUAGGUGUUUGUACGUUCCGACGGUAGCACCGUCGGAACUGAUAUUAUUCUCUCGAUGCUAAACAAUGCAUCAAUACUUCAGACCAAACUAAACCAUAGGUCAAAGUUGGUAAAUAGCUUUUUGAGUAAUUAGCUAUACUUUACCCAAAAUUACAUCCAUGACCUCAAAGCGGGGAAGAGCCGUCCGAGACGUAUAUCACCUAUUAAGAUUGCAGGAAAAGGUACGUUGCUAACCCAGUGGCCAACUGGCGAGGCGACGUCGAACGAUUACGUGCAGCCGGUACAACCAGCCACCAUUCCGUACCGGUACACACGCGACAGCGAACGCAGAUCACAGCAACUCAUUAAGAAAGAAAUCGGUGACAUUACCCUAUGUUAUGAACCCAAUGGCGCCAACAACAACACCCCUGGGCCCAACGCUGCAUUGUUUCAAACAGAAAGUGGAGGACGCGCCGCGCAUUUUAAUUCGGCAGGAGAGUUGAAUUGUAGAAUACCAACUGACUUGUCAAAGAAACAGACACUCAAGGACUGGAGGACGAACGUGACAUAACAGUGAAAAGGAUACGAUCUUGGGAAAUUUUGGCACAAGCGAAUACUUACCUGAAAUUGAUGGUGCUUGUGUGAAGGAUAUUAGUGAUUAAUGUGCUUCAGACGGUUAAGGAGAUCAGACAUUAGUGAUAUAUUUUGUAACUAUCUCAGUGAAUAGAUUGGCUAUGGACACGACAGUACCGCGCGUGUUGUUAAGCAUAGCAUUAGCUGCCCUUUUGCCGAUAGCUUCACCUAACAUUCAAGAUCGAUUAGCAAAGGAAAAUGUACCACAUUCCAGACAGAAAAGGAUACUAUGGAUAACAAACGACGGUCGUUUGGCUCUACCCCCUGGUACAACUAUGACGAUUACGCCUUCACUUUCGAUGCCUUUUGUAAGGCAUCCGCCGAAAGGGUUUCUGUCAAAUAUGACAGUCAGUUUUCCUUUUACAAGUACAUUAACGUGCAAAGUGGAACUCGAAAUUGACUUUGACAAGCUAGGCUUGACGGACAAUGAGAAUCCUUACGGGGACUUUCCCCCCAUUUUCGCAAGGUCCAUGGGUCGUGCAGCCGUGUCAAUGAUGACCGACUACAUUGGCCAAUACCUGGAGAGAAGGCGGGGCAAGCGAUCAACUGACCAGAAAAUUAGCCCAGAUGUGGAGAAGAGGGUAUUAGAUAAAUUGCAUGGAGGUGAAAGGGCUCUGAUGUACGGCAUGACAGAAGAUCUGUUGUCUAAUUUCGGGAUGGCUGGCAAGGAAUGUCUACUGCGAGUAAUUUGCGAGGUGCAAUCGCGGCCUUUAACUAAUUUUGGGUUCCUAGGAGAGAUCAUGAAGUUAUUUUUCACCCCGAGUAAGUCACCCUACGCGGAUCUGCUACCGGAGUACGUAGAGGCUGAGAAGGCUGGCAGCGAACCUGGUGGAGAAUGCUGGAGUUACUUCCGAUCGUGUCCCAAAAGCAUCUUCCAGGCGCCCAACAAAUACUCGAAAGAUGCAGAGGAUAUGCAUAGAAGACAUGAAGACGACGAUGACAAUGAUAUAGAAGACAUUAAAGCUAUGUAGAUCGAAAUGAUAGGUAGAAAUGAAAAAACUCAUCUUAGAAGUCUGAUAGUGAAGUCAAUGGUGCUAUAAACUAUUAUUACAAAAAUAUUUAAAUUCCAACUAAAAACUAAAAAAUGUAUUUAUAUGAAGGUAAAAUUUUUAGUUAAAUAUCUUGAGAAUCUAUCGGAUUAUCUAAGAUUAGUGAUUUAGUUUUCAAAAGUAGGGGUAGUGUCCAACCAAAGUUGAUUGUAAAUUAAAUGAUGUGUUAUUUAUUAUUUACACCUAAGUGCCAUCCUGUAUCUUAUUAUUGUAGUUAGUGAAAUUAUAUUUAUGUAUAUAGUCUUGCUUAAAAUUGUUUAAAAAAUUGUAUUAAAUGAACCACACAUAUUACUGUUAAUUCCAAUUUGUAUGAAGAUCGAAUAUGAACACCGUUGUGAAGAUAUAGAAAUAGAAAAAGCAAAGUUAUUACAACAAUCGAUUUUCUCAAGUUACAAGAAUUAGAUCAAUUUGUAUAUUAAUUACACACUAUAUUGUUACUGUUGCAUUUUAUAAAAAUAUAAUUCUAUGAAAGUCUAACGUAGCUAGUGAUUUUUACACGUUAAUGAAUUUUAUAAAAAUAGUAAAAUUAAAUGUUUACUUACCAAUA
This is a messenger RNA of Plodia interpunctella (Indianmeal moth), 2448 nucleotides long. RefSeq lists its product as uncharacterized. Bases 954 to 1823 code for a protein of 289 amino acids. Lineage: Eukaryota; Metazoa; Arthropoda; Insecta; Lepidoptera; Pyralidae. The record is from RefSeq and is a predicted model, not a curated record. The transcript is spliced from 7 exons.